This is a messenger RNA of Tetrahymena thermophila SB210, 930 nucleotides long. Its product is annotated as alpha/beta fold hydrolase. NCBI's taxonomy places the organism in Eukaryota, Ciliophora, Oligohymenophorea, Hymenostomatida, Tetrahymenidae. The transcript has a single exon. The record is from RefSeq and is a predicted model, not a curated record.
AUGAAAUCCUUUGUAAAUCUAUUUAGAUUUUCUACUAAAAUUGCAAGGCUUAAAGAUUAUAAGUAUCCUUGUUUAGAUUAAAAUGUUAAGAACAAUAUUAUAUGGUUUCAUGGGAUGUAUGAUAGCUCUAAAAACUUUUUCAAUUUAGCUUAAAAUGAAUAGAUAAGGAGCAUUAGUAACUAAAUCUUAUUAGAUUGCCGUAACCAUGGCUUAUCUGAACAUACUGAGACACAUACAUUUAAAGAAAUGGCUUAUGAUGCAGUCGAAUAUAUAGCAAAUAGAGAUAUGAAAGACUUAUAUUUAAUUGGACAUAGUAUGGGAGGUCGUACCAUUUUAGCAGCUCUUCAAGAACAUCAAGCAUUUCUUUUAGAUAGAGUAAAAGGAGUAAUUAUUGUUGAUGUUUUACCAAGUGUAUACGCUAUUAAUGAUCCUGCAAUAUAGUAAAUGAGUCGUUAUUUAUUGGAAAUGAAAUCAAUUAAUAUAAUUGACAAAUCCUUCGAAUAGAUUGAAAAAGAAGUAAAAGCGAAUUUCUCAGAUGUUAUCGCAGCAAAUAUACUUUCAAACAUAGAAGUCUUAUAAACAGGUUAGCUAAGAUGGUGCGUUAAUUUUUAGGCUAUUGAAAAGAGUUUUGAAAGUUUAAUGAGUUUUGAAGUUAAAGACUGUCUUUGGAAGGGGCCAAGAAAAAUUAUGAUAGGUAAAAAAUCUAAAUUUACUAGUAUGGAAUCUGUAGCAAAAACUUAUCCAUCAAUCUUUGUGGAUUUCGAUGUAAAUAAAGAUGUAAUAGAAUUUUAGAAUUCUGGACAUUUCCUUUAUCUAUUUGAAUAAGAGAAAUUCAUUAAUGAAGUAGUAUCUUUUAUCUAAAAAGUAGAUUCAGAUUAAAAUUCGCCUUAUAAUAAAAAAUUCAUAGAUUAAGUAGUAUUUGAUAUAUGA